Messenger RNA from Andrographis paniculata, 630 nucleotides. RefSeq lists its product as uncharacterized. NCBI's taxonomy places the organism in Eukaryota, Viridiplantae, Streptophyta, Magnoliopsida, Lamiales, Acanthaceae. The record is from RefSeq and is a predicted model, not a curated record. The transcript is spliced from 3 exons. Gene Ontology annotation, molecular function: nucleic acid binding. The coding region runs from base 1 to 630 and encodes 209 amino acids.
AUGUUAAGCUCUCGAGGUCUUCUUGGUGAUCAAGGAAUAAAAAAUUUAGAAUUUUGUGAACACUACAUUUUCGGAAAGCAAAAGAAGGUCGGUUUCUCCAUUACCUCUCAUCGUACACAUGGCGUGCUCGAUUAUAUUCACUCCGACUUGUGGGGACUAUCAAAGGUUCCAUCAUUUACCGGGAAAAGAUACCUUAUGACAUUGAUUGAUAAUUUUUUCCGGAAAAUUUGGGUGUAUUUCUUGAGGCGGAAGGAUGAAGCUUUCGACACUUUCAAGAAGUGGAAAGCUUUUGUGAAGAAUCUUACGGGAUUAUGGAAUCGGCGUGAUUUGUGGGCUGAAGUUGUUUCAAAGUUGUGUAUUUGUUCAGCUGCAGGUUCGAAAUCCUUGUCAAAUGACCAACAGCAAUCUGGAGAGAAGGUGGAGUUACCAAUGAUGUUCCGACCCACUGCUGAUGUUUCUAACUCUUCUGACCUGCAAGUUGAUGAAUCUAGUUCGAGUACCACAUUGAAUGCUCCGGUGAGACAUGAUACAUACUCAAUUGCCAGAGAUUGUCCGAGGAGACAAAUUCAUCCUCAUUCCAGAUUUUUAGAGGAUUAUGCGGUGGCAUAUACUCUGUCCGUGGCACAAUAA